Prunus armeniaca (apricot) is the source of this 885-nucleotide messenger RNA. The record is from the annotation of a GenBank genome assembly. Lineage: Eukaryota; Viridiplantae; Streptophyta; Magnoliopsida; Rosales; Rosaceae.
AUGGCUGGAUCAAAGCAAAUCCAUCUUGGGUUACUUGUUUUUACAUUUUUUCUUCUGUGCUGGAACCCGACACCCGUUAGAGCUGAACCUUCUGAGAAUGCAAUAGAAUUUGAAUAUAAGGCAGGGAGCAAGAAAGGGCCAGAGCACUGGGGAGAGCUUAAAAAAGAAUGGAAUACAUGCAAGGAUGGCAAAUCACAAUCACCAAUAGAUUUAAGGGAUGGGAUUGCCACCAAAGUAAACUCAAGUUUAGAGCAUUUUAAAGUCAGUUAUAAGCCUGCCGAAGCCAAGAUCGAGAACGAAGGUCCUGUAAUUGCGAUUGUGUGGGAAGGUGAUGCUGGAUCAAUUAGUAUCAAUGGCACAGAUUACAUCCUCAGACAAUGCCAUUGGCACUCACCCUCUGAGCAUUCCAUUAAUGGCAAAAGGUAUGAUUUGGAAUUGCACAUGGUUCACAGAGCCCAGAACAACAAUGUGGCUGUGGUUGGAUUCCUCUACAAAAUUGGUGAACCCAAUCCAUUUCUCUCUGAGGUGACAAAGGAGAUAGCAUCUAUGACUGAUGUGGAGAAGGAUGUACAACUGGGAGUGAUUGAUCCGAGGAAGAUGAAGGAGGCUCAGACGGGGUUACUUGUUUCAAAAUUUUACAGAUACAUGGGCUCAUUCACAACCCCUCCUUGCACUGAAGGAGUUACUUGGACCAUAAACGAACAGGUACUUUCUGUUUCAAAAUCACAAGUGACACUUCUUCAACAAGUCGUUUUCGACGGUGUGAACCGGGCGGCCGGAGCCGUGUGUGGUGGCCGGAGCCGUGUGGAGAAAAUAUGGAGAGUGGAGAGGGAGAAAAUAUGGAGAGUGGAGAGGGAGAAAGAGCUUUGGGAGCCUCGGGGCUAG